AGAGAGAGAGAGAGAGAGAGAGAGAGAAUGUCUUAUAUUUUGCUCAUAUGAAGUUCUAUUUAUACUAUACGUAUUUACUUGAGUGUGUGUGUGUGUGUGUGUGUGUGUGUGUGUGUGUGUGUGUGUGUGUGUGUGUGUGUGUGCUGCGAAAAAGGCCAAAGUUGAUGUGUUUAUCCCGCCGGUCGUGCUCUACUCGUACCUUAAUCCACUCAGUGACUGGUUACUGGUGGCAGAAUGCACUGGAUAUUGCUGAGGAAAUACAGCGGCGGCGACGACGAACAUCACACAAGGAAGCAAGAUACUGAGAAGAAAGCACUGGUAACGGUUCGCACGGAAAGGGCGAAGGAAAGGAAGGAGGCGCAGGCAAAGAGGAGGAAUCGUCGUUCCGCUGAUCCAGGCCAAAAUGAUCACUCGUUGCGAAUUGUGGCAAAGAUCGAGGUGGUGGAGGAAAAGGACCCCGAGGAGUUAGUGGUGGUGGGAGGCGACUGGCAUGGAGGGAAGGGUCUGGAAAGCGACACUGAGUACAUUGUGUUCAUAGUGACGGAGACCAGGGCAGGUCCCUACAGUGAAUACUUCUCGUGCAAGCCAAGGAUUAUGAGGACAGCGAAACGGCCUAAAGAGCCCGCUUUUCUGGGGAUGACCGUGGGCCUGUGUUCUGCUGCGCUCUUCCUCAUUUGCUUCAUUGCAGCACUGGUGGUGAAACUUAAGAAAUCAAGGUCUCUUGUUGUGACACAGGAAGCAGCUUCCGGAAAAGAGUCGUUGUAACCCAGUCAACAAGGAAGGUAAGGCAUGAAGAGAGGAUCAUGCGGACCAUAACUAAGGCCAGCAUUCAGAGACCCUUUGUUCUCUCACCACAGCGACUGAGGUACUGUCAAAGAAGACUACGAUAUGUUAAGACAAGUAGAAUCUACCUGCCAGAUACUAUAUAAUGGUUUAGGGAAUAGACCUUCUGUAUUAGAUAGCUAGUAUACUCAAUAAUUUUGCUCUGUAUUGAUAUCUCUGUUUCCUUAUUCUUGAAAUAAUGAAUAAAAUGCUCAGCAAGCUAUAUUCUCUGUUGUCCGUCGUAGCAAACGAUGCUGUUGUGAUUCUUUGCUCGAUGGAUUCUGUUACUACGAAACCGAGUCUUUUGUAUUGAUUCGAGUCUGUACUGGUGAUGGGCAACAAUAAACCUGGUAACUGCCA
Scylla paramamosain (green mud crab) is the source of this 1182-nucleotide messenger RNA. RefSeq lists its product as uncharacterized. The record is from RefSeq and is a predicted model, not a curated record. NCBI's taxonomy places the organism in Eukaryota, Metazoa, Arthropoda, Malacostraca, Decapoda, Portunidae. The transcript is spliced from 4 exons. Bases 235 to 765 code for a protein of 176 amino acids.